CACCUGUUGGAGGACAUUUCCAGCAGGAGGUUUUGAACUCACUCUUCUUCAAACAGACACAGUUUGUUUUCUUGAUUUCACGGGUUUACGAAGCCGUCGUCUUCUGAUCGUCUCCUGUUUGAUAUAUUUAGGCAGAAACGUUGUGACUUUGUCUCUUUCCUGCACUGCCUACCACUCCUGAAGGUUUCAGCGAAAGGCAGUAACUUUCACUACCGAUCCUCCCUCUUUAUUAUCAAGGGAGGGGUAAGGGAACUUAAGUCAUGCAAGACUGGAAGGCAGAAGAUGAGUAUCUGUGUAGCUGCAAAGAUACAUGUUGGGAAUUCAUCCCACUGCUGUUUUUAACCCAUCGAGUCCUUUGUUGGAGAUACGUGAACUUUUCACCACCGCAGCCGCUGCUCCUGUAAAGACAUGCUGUGCUGGUUUAAGAGCAGGAUGACAUCAGUCUGAAGAACACCGUCUCUACACCUGUGAUCGACAACGACCAGCAGCCACCAUGAACGUCUCUGUUAACGACACCCCGUUCUGCUACACCAUCAACAAUCCUCCAUUCAAUUACACCCACCCCAUCGCCUCAGCCUACUAUCCGUUUAUCUUCAUGACCCUGGGUCUGACCUCUAAUCUUAUCGCCCUCGUAGUUCUAGUCAAGUCUUUCCGCACUACGCAAAGUCGCUCGCGCUCCUCCUUCCUCAUCUUCCUCGGUGGUCUGGUGGUCACUGACUUCAUGGGUCUUCUGGUCACCGGAUGCAUCGUGGGAACUUUCCACGUGACUCACUUUAACUGGCGCACUCUGGACCCUCACUGCCACUUCUGCAACUUCAUGGGCAUGACCAUGGUUUUUUACGGCCUGUGCCCACUUUUGCUCGGCGCCACCAUGGCAGUGGAGCGCUUCAUCGGCAUCACCAUGCCGUUCGUACGAUCUUUCAGCAAGAAAAGGGGUCGAACCAUCUACAUAGUGCUGUCGGUGUGGACCUUUGCUGGCAGUAUUGCACUGCUGCCAGUUCUUGGUGUCGGGAGCUUCCACUUGCAGAAGCCAGGCUCCUGGUGUUUUAUCAAUAUCAGCCCAGAGGGAACAGACAUGGUGUUCUCCCUGAUCUUCUCCCUGACUGGACUGACCUGCAUCACUGUGUCCUUUUUGCUGAACACCGUCAGCUUGGUGACCCUGAUCAGGGUGUGCUGCGGACAUGACAGGAAACAGCGGCGACGAGAUUAUGAAAUAGAGAUGAUGGUUCAGCUCAUCCUCAUCAUGGUCAUCGCUUCCAUCUGCUGGUGCCCCCUACUGAUAAACACUCUGCUGAGCAUCGUGACCAUGGUUCCUGUUAGAGAUGAAAUUGUUUUAUUCUGCAUACGAAUGGCCACCUGCAAUCAGAUAUUUGACCCCUGGAUUUACAUCGUUUGCCAAGUGCCCUGUCUGAGAUCAUUAUUGCGCAAACUGUGCUUUCUGGAGCCAAACUCCAAGCCAAAAACCUUUUGCUGGGGCUGCGUUUUGCCACUGGGAACCAGAUCCUGGACCCCUGGGUCUACAUCCUCUUUCGUAGGGCGGUCCUCAAGAGACUCUAUCCCCGGUUUGACUGGUCCCGUGGCUCUUUUAUGAGUAGGUACCCAUCGAUCAGCGACACCGUACGCAGGUUGACACGCUCUUCACUUGGGAACGCCCUGAGUUCAAGUGAAACAGGGGAGGUGCGGGAGAUAACUGAAACAAAUCAACAGCCUUGAAGCUUUAGAUUUGGUUUUCCAGAAAAAUCACUGAAGGACUGAAAGUCAUGACUCCUGUUUAUGUGACAUUUGAUGUUUAAUCUGGAAAUAGAUAUGAAUUCCAGUCUUUGCAUUGACACCUUAUUUUACAAAAAAAAAUCAUUGAAUUUAGACAAAUAUCUUUAGUUUUUUGGUUUACGUUUACCUUUUAUUUAAAGAUCAAUACAAAAGACAAGACUAGAAAAUUACACUUCAUUCCAAAUAUUGGCGAAUAUUAGCAUAUAUGUCUCUGGAAGAUUCAGGAAGUUCUAUACCUGGUUAAUACUAUAAUGGUUAUAGUUGUGUAGGAGUUCCUUCAGGAAAUAAGGAAACGUUGUUGUGUGCCUGGAGGGCGCUGUUCUGCUGCAACCAGGCAAUUUAAUUUCAAUUUCAAUAUUUUUCUUAAGUGUGCCUCGGUAAAGAAUUUGCACUGAUUUGAAAUUGUAUUCCAUUUGUUUAAUUAGAGUAGUACUUAGUUAGUGCUUUAAUAGAACCUGUCAACGUGGGGGACAAGGGAGGGGUCGACCCUCUAUCUUAUGCUAUCUGCAUAAGCUAAUGUGAUGUGCAGCUUUGCUUAGAUGCUUUUAUUCGUCCCUCAGGAUUGUUGAAAACGUGCAGUGACCACUGCUUUAUUUCUGGAACUUACAAAGUUACAGAUGUAUUUAAAUGGAACAAGUACUCGGUACACGCAUGUAAAAGGCUGAUUUAAUCAACCGAGAUUAUGUUUUAUGAUUAUCACCUUUGAUUUAAAACUGUCCUGAAUAUUACCAAACCUCUGUUUGAUCAAAACAGUCCAAGCAGUUCCUCUACAGUAAUGCUGAUUUAGCCAAAAUGCUUUUCGUUAGGAUGUAGUUUUCUGUGCAACGGUGAAGAAAUGUGGUGACACACGUUUUCCUGACUGCACAGAAAGUGACGCACCACUCGUCGCACCAAGUAAAGAAGACUCCACCUGUCACGUGACCGCCAGUAAAACAAAUAUUUCACUGCUUGCUUGCACUUUUUUGACUUUAGCCUGAACUUUUCUAUUGCGUCCGCUUCACACUCAUGGCCUUAAUGUCUUCAUAUUAAAGUGAUGGUCUCCGUCAGUCUAGCAUUCCUCGCAUGUUGACUUCUGAUGGAGCUCCCUCAAUAAGGUUUUCCUGAUCACUGUAUUCUGUUGCAUGCGGUCAAAGGAGAUAUAUGCCACCUGUUGUAGAAAGCGCAGUGUUACUGUAAGUGCAGUAUGCAUAAAUAGUACGUAGAAAGAACUCGGAAUGUACUUGAAACAGAACAAAGGACACGGAAAAUUAAAGAUAUUUUUGUUUACCAACAAUGAUAAUUAAUGUUUCACCAUGUACAUGAUAAGAGUGAAGAUGAUUACUGUGGUGCUGGCCAUGUAAAAGGUUCAUGGUUCAAUUCCACAAACUGUAGUCCCAAAAUCCCCGGUGAGGUAAAAAUUAGUCUACAGUGGAUGAUGGAAAUACAGUACAGACAAUAGAAGAUUAGAUGUUUAAAAUAACUGCAUGAAUGAAUAAAUGAAUGAAUUAAUUAAUUAAUUAAAAUCGCAAAUUGACAUAAGAUCGGAUUAAAAAGUAUUUAGUUCUGCUUAAUAAUAUGGAUUGUCCUAUUUGCAAGAAUGCCUUAGGAAUGCAGGUCUAGAUGUUAAAGCAUGGGAAUAUAAUAAGUGAUGUAUGUGUAUGUAAGUGUUUACAGGUUAUGUGAUGUCUAGGUGUUCUGGAAAGUAUUAAAGUCCAAUGUUUAUUAAGACACACAGUAUUCUAUAUAGUUCUGCAUAUAAAGAAGUAAUAUAUAAAAAUAUAUACUUUACUACUUUAAUCAUACCCACAUAUAUGUAUAUGUAUACAUAUAUAUGUAUAGUUCAAGAAGAUGCAGUAGGUCAGUAUGUCUCCAGGUGUUAUGUAUUUUUAACUACACAUUAAAAUGUGAAACAAGACAGGUGAAUAGCUUUGCUAAUGGUGCAUUUGAAAAUGUAUCUGUUUCGUCACGCUCUCCUUUACCAAGAGUAUAUAUUCAGUGUGAACACUACUCGUCCGAGGCGCUGUGUAACCUGGCUUGAACAUUAUCUGUGAAGUGUGGCGUCCUUGAUGUCAGUACCAUGUGUUUGUAGUAAGACUACAGGUAAAUCAAGAAAAUAAUAAAGGUCUGAAUUAAAAAUGAA
Molecule: messenger RNA, 3889 nt
Organism: Cynoglossus semilaevis (tongue sole)
Lineage: Eukaryota; Metazoa; Chordata; Actinopteri; Pleuronectiformes; Cynoglossidae
Gene: tbxa2r
Product: thromboxane A2 receptor
Exons: 5
Coding region: 494-1591 (365 amino acids)
Biological process (GO): inflammatory response; positive regulation of vasoconstriction; positive regulation of cytosolic calcium ion concentration
Cellular component (GO): plasma membrane
Molecular function (GO): thromboxane receptor activity
Source: RefSeq, a predicted model, not a curated record